GCUGGAAAGUAGAGUAGAAGAAAAAUCCUGUCAUGUAUAAUAAGACUGGGCUUUAAUUCCAGGCAGAGGCAACAGCCUCUGCCCUCUGAAUGGGAAACAGGCAUCUGUUUUAUCCCAGAGGUUGCCCCCUGUGGUAAUGAGCACCACUUACUCAGACCCCAGGAAUCCUAGGGGGCAGAGAAGGCCCCAGGAAGCCCAGCCUCAUUGUCCAAGAUCAUCUAUCUGUGGCUGAUACUCAGGGAAGGUUCCCCAUGUACAUUGUCCUGCCUGAAGGGCACUAGCUUCCUUGGAAAGAGACAGAACCGGCAUCCCCGAGCCUCUGUACCGCCAUUACUGGCCAGCAGAACUCCAGGAUUCUUUGCCACCUGAAGGCCUCCCCCAGGCCCUUCUGAGAUGGCAACCGGAGUGAAGAAUGCCCCAAACCACGUCAUCUUCAAGAAGGUCUCCCGGGACAAGUCGGUGACCAUCUACCUGGGGAAGAGGGACUACAUCGACCAUGUGGACCAGGUGGAGCCUGUGGAUGGUGUUGUCUUGGUUGAUCCCGAGCUCGUGAAAGGGAAGAAAGUCUUUGUGUCUCUGACGUGUGCAUUCCGCUACGGCCAGGAGGACAUCGAUGUCAUCGGCCUGACCUUCCGCAGAGACCUGUAUUUCUCCAGGGUGCAAGCGUACCCUCCCAUCAACACGGCCAACACGCCAACCAAACUGCAGGAGAGCCUCCUGAAGAAGCUAGGGAUCAAUGCCUGCCCUUUUCUCCUCACGUUUCCUGACUACUUGCCCUGCUCAGUCGCUCUCCAGCCAGCUCCUCAAGACGUGGGCAAGUGCUGUGGAGUGGACUUUGAGGUGAAAGCAUACGCCAUAGACAUCGCAGAAACAGAAGAGGAAAGGGUGCCCAAAAAGAGCUCCGUCCGCCUACUGAUCCGCAAAGUCCAGCACGCCCCUCCUGAAAUGGGGCCCCAGCCCCAGGUAGAGACAGCCUGGCAGUUCUUCAUGUCCGACAAGCCCCUGCACCUGGCCGUCUCUCUCAGCAAGGAGAUCUAUUUCCAUGGCGAGCCAAUUCCUGUGACCGUGAGCGUGACCAAUAACACAGAAAAGGUCGUGAAGAAGAUUAAAGUGUCAGUGGAACAAGUCGCCAACGUGGUCCUGUAUUCAAGUGACUACUACGUCAAACCUGUGGCCACAGAGGAGGCUCAUGAAAAAGUGCCACCCAAUGGAACCUUAACAAAGACGUUGAUGCUUACCCCCUUGCUGGCUAAUAAUCGAGAAAGGCGGGGCAUUGCCCUGGAUGGAAAAAUCAAGCACGAAGACACAAACUUGGCCUCCAGCACCAUCAUUAAGGAGGGGAUAGACCGAACAGUGCUGGGAAUUCUAGUGGCGUAUCAGAUCAAAGUGAAGCUCACCGUCUCAGGCUUUCUGGGAGACCUCACCUCUAGUGAAGUGUGCACUGACUUACCAUUCCGCCUCAUGCACCCCCAGCCUGCAGACCCAGCCAAGGAGAGCUCAACGGGUGAAGAUUUGGUCUUUGAGGAGUUUGCUCGUCAAAAUCUGAAAGACGCUGCUGACAAUGAAGAAGAAAAAAAAGAUAAAGAAGCACCAGCAGCUGAUGACUGAAUGGAACAAAGACUGAAUGGUGCUGGUGCAGAGGAUGUAGUUCAUAGGUGCGGCUCUAGAUCUAGAAAGGCCCUCAAAGGUCACUCAGUCCAACCCCCUCCUUUUACAGAGGAAGAGCUAAGGCCCCAUGUUUUCUGCAAUGUCACGAAAGUGGAACCAACUUAGUUAGGCAGAGUCCUAGUCUCAUCCAUCUCCUUAGGAGACAAACCUCGUUAAAUAGGCUUUCUAGGUAAACUAAGUCAGUUUGUAGAUUAAACCACUUAGAGGGCUCAGCACAUGCUAAUUUGAGAAGGGAGAUUUGUAUAUCAUCAAGUCACCAAGAAAGCGCAGUGAACGUAAACACCAUGAAACAAACAACCUGAGGAGUCCGAUAGUGAUCAUCGAUACUCAGUGAUACCAAGUAGAGUCGUUUGCCCACAGUCACCAAGGCGUCUGCCUCCAGACCCUUCGUGGCACCACACAGCCAUCCAGGUCAGCACAGAGAGCCCAAGAGCCAAGAGAAAGGACAGAAGUAGUUUGUAGUGUCGGGAGCUUUCCC
Molecule: messenger RNA, 2146 nt
Organism: Trichosurus vulpecula (common brushtail)
Lineage: Eukaryota; Metazoa; Chordata; Mammalia; Diprotodontia; Phalangeridae
Gene: SAG
Product: S-antigen visual arrestin
Exons: 18
Coding region: 394-1608 (404 amino acids)
Biological process (GO): signal transduction; G protein-coupled receptor internalization
Cellular component (GO): photoreceptor outer segment; photoreceptor inner segment
Molecular function (GO): G protein-coupled receptor binding
Source: RefSeq, a predicted model, not a curated record